CACAACUGUACCGAUUCCAACACCUGUGAAAACACGCCGGGAAGUUUUCAUUGUAACUGCCAGUCUGGUUUUAACUUAAUUGCCACUAACUCUACUAUGACCUGCUUACCUAAAGACACGCCUGAAUAUGUUACGCCUGUAUAUGUAAGACCGACUCAGAUUUUUCUUGGAACCACCAUUGGCUUCUUGGUCAUCCUGUUUGCAGUUACCUGUAUCAAACAAAGGAUGAAGCACCGGAAAGACACUGAGCUCCGACAAAAAUUCUUCGAGCAAAAUGGCGGCGGCAUGUUGAUUCAGAGACUCUCAGGAGCAGGGCCAUCAAAUGUUGAUGUCAAAAUCUUUGCUGAGGAAGGCAUGAAGGAAGCAACUAAUGGUUAUGAUGAGAGCAGGAUCCUGGGUCAGGGAGGCCAAGGAACGGUCUACAAAGGGAUAUUACCAGAUAAUUCCAUAGUUGCUAUAAAGAAAGCUCGGCUAGGAGACAGUAGCCAAGUAGAGCAGUUCAUCAAUGAAGUGCUCGUGCUUUCACAAAUCAACCAUAGGAACGUGGUCAAGAUCUUGGGAUGUUGUCUAGAGACAGAAGUUCCGUUGUUAGUCUAUGAGUUCAUUACUAAUGGCACCCUUUUUGAUCACUUGCACGGUUCAUUGUUUUAUUCUUUUCUUACAUGGGAACACCGUCUGAGGAUAGCCAUAGAAGUAGCUGGAACUCUAGCGUAUCUUCACUCUUCUGCUUCUAUUCCAAUCAUCCACCGUGAUGUCAAGACUGCUAAUAUACUCUUGGAUGAAAACUUAACUGCAAAAGUAGCUGACUUUGGUGCAUCAAGGCUGAUACCAAUGGAUAAAGAGCAGCUCACAACAAUGGUGCAAGGCACUCUCGGCUACUUAGACCCAGAAUACUACAACACAGGGCUUCUGAACGAGAAGAGUGAUGUUUAUAGUUUUGGGGUGGUCCUCAUGGAACUUCUCUCAGGUCAAACAGCAUUGUGCUUUGAAAGACCACAGAACUCAAAACAUCUGGUAAGUUACUUUGCUUCUGCGACAAAAGAGAAUAGGUUGCAUGAGAUUAUUGACGGGCAAGUGAUGAACGAGGAUAAUCAGAGGGAGAUCCAUGAAGCUGCAAGAGUUGCUAUCGAAUGUACAAGAUUGACGGGAGAAGAAAGGCCACAGAUGAAGGAAGUAGCUGCUGAGCUAGAAGCCCUAAGACUCACAAAAACUAAACAUAAGUGGUCAGAUCAGUACCCUGAAGCAGAGGAUGUUGAGCACUUGCUAGGUGUACAAAUCCUAUCAGCACAGGACGAAACCAGUAGUAGCACUGGCUAUGACAGCAUCAAGAAUGUAGCAAUAUUGGACAUUGAAGCUGGAUCGAGUGUGGUGGGAGAUUCCGCCAUUGUCACCUUGCUCUACUCUGAGCUCUCGUUACUGUUUGAUUUUACGAGAGAAAGAAACAAACAAAGAAAGAGAGAAAUUAAAAGGGAGAAGAUGAUAAAGGUGUGUAGUCGUCUGUUCUUGUUGGUGGCUAUAUUCUUCAUUGCUUAUACGCAGCUAGUGAAGGGGCAACCUCAUCAACCUCGCCGAGAUUGCCAAUCUAAAUGUGGCGAUUUCACUAUUGAGUACCCUUUUGGUAUCUCUACGGGUUGUCACUAUCCCGGAGAUAAGAGUUUCGAUAUCACCUGUGAGAAAGAUAAACCACAUGUCAGACACAACAUUGAAGUGAAAACCUUUGAUCACAGCGGCCAGCUACGCGUCCUGCUUAAUCGAUCUACUGUUUGCUACGACGAGGAAGCAAAUAUUGAAUUCAACUCCUACCGGCUUAAGCUGGAUAAUUUGUCUCUCUCCCCCAACAACAAGUUUACUGUAGUCGGCUGUAACGCUUGGGGACUUCUCCGCACUUUUGGAGUGCAAAACCACUCAACUGGAUGCUUGUCAUUAUGCGAUUCUCCCCCGGCGCCAAAUAGUAAAUGUAAUGGUGCAGGUUGCUGCAGAACAGACGUCUCUAUCCCGUUGGAUAGCAAUAGACUUCAAACUGGAUCAGUUCGCUUCCAAAACAUGACUUCUGUGCAGCACUUUAAUCCUUGCACCUACGCUUUUCUCGUUGAAGAUGGUAUGUUUAACUUCAGUUCUACAGAGGACCUUAAGAAUCUGCGGGGUGUCAAGCAGUUCCCUGUCGUACUAGAUUGGUCUAUUGGGAACCAGACAUGUGAGCAAGCUGGAAGCAGAAACAUAUGCGGUGGGAACACCACAUGUUUUGAUUCUACUCGUGGAAAGGGUUAUAACUGCAAAUGUAGAGACGGUUUUGAGGGGAAUCCAUACACUUCAGACGGUUGCCAAGACAUCAAUGAAUGUACUACUACGAGUACUAUCCACAAACAUAAUUGUUCGGAUCCCAAAACCUGUAGAAACAGAGAUGGAGGCUUUGAUUGUAAGUGUCAAUCUCGUUACCGCUUAGAUACAACCACUAUGAGUUGCAAGCGUAAAGAUUUUGGAUGGGCUAUGAUUCUUCUUGUAACCACUAUUGUCUUCUUGGUCAUCCUACUUGGCAUUAGUUACAUAAAACAGAGGCUGAGGCGUCGGAAAGACACCGAGCUACGACAACAAUUCUUCGAGAAAAAUGGUGGUGGCAUGUUGAUACAGCGACUCUCAAGAGCAGGGUCGUCUAAUGUUGAUGUCAAAAUCUUUACUGAGGAAGGCAUGAAAGAAGCAACUAAUGGUUAUGAUGAGAGCAGAAUCUUGGGCCAGGGAGGCCAGGGUACAGUCUACAAAGGGAUACUACCAAACAGCUCCAUAGUUGCCAUAAAGAAGGCUCGGCUUGGAGACCGUAGCCAAGUUGAGCAAUUCAUUAACGAAGUGCUCGUGCUGUCACAAAUCAAUCAUAGGAACGUGGUCAAGCUCUUGGGAUGUUGUCUAGAAACUGAGGUUCCCUUGUUAGUCUAUGAGUUCAUUACCAGUGGCACUCUUUUCGAUCACUUGCACGGUUCCAUGUUUGAUUCUUCUCUAACAUGGGAACACCGUCUGAGAAUAGCUAUAGAAGUAGCUGGUACUCUUGCUUAUCUUCACUCCUCUGCUUCUAUUCCAAUCAUCCACCGAGAUGUCAAGACUGCCAAUAUCCUACUGGAUGAUAACUUAACUGCAAAAGUAUCUGACUUUGGUGCUUCAAGGCUGAUACCGAUGGAUAAAGAGCAGCUCACAACUAUGGUGCAAGGCACUCUAGGUUACUUAGACCCAGAGUACUACACCACAGGAUUGCUGAACGAAAAAAGCGAUGUUUAUAGCUUCGGGGUAGUCCUCAUGGAACUGCUCUCAGGUCAAAAGGCAUUGUGCUUUGAACGGCUAGAGACCUCAAAACAUCUAGUGAGUUAUUUUGUUUCUGCCAUGAAAGAGAAUAGGUUGCAUGAGAUUAUUGACGGCCAAGUAAUGAACGAGUAUAAUCAAAGGGAGAUCCAGGAAGCUGCAAGAAUUGCUCUUGAGUGUACAAGACUUAUGGGAGAGGAAAGGCCAAAGAUGAAAGACGUAGCUGCAGAGCUAGAGGCCUUGAGAGUCAAAACAACCAAACAUAAGUGGUCAGAUCAGUAUCCGAAGGAGGUUGAGCAUUUGCUUGGUGUUCAAAUCUUAUCAGCGCAGGGUGAUAGCAGUAGCAUUGGCUAUGACAGCAUCAAGAAUGUAGCAAUAUUAGACAUUGAAGCUGGCCGCUGAUAUUUAUCAGUCCAGUUCUGACAAAAGCAAAUGUAAUGUGAUUUUUUCUUGUGUUGUAAAGGAAUCUUAAUGCUUCACAUAUUAUUAUCUCA
Messenger RNA from Camelina sativa (false flax), 3779 nucleotides. NCBI's taxonomy places the organism in Eukaryota, Viridiplantae, Streptophyta, Magnoliopsida, Brassicales, Brassicaceae. The record is from RefSeq and is a predicted model, not a curated record.